Molecule: messenger RNA, 2558 nt
Organism: Punica granatum (pomegranate)
Lineage: Eukaryota; Viridiplantae; Streptophyta; Magnoliopsida; Myrtales; Lythraceae
Source: RefSeq, a predicted model, not a curated record
GGACAGGGGAGGUAGGGGACGGUACGUGUGCGCACGCGGCGGCCUGUGGUGAGUUGACGGCUAGACUGAAAGGGAGAGGGAGAUAUUUAGUGGCAGGCGGACGGAGACAUGAGGCGGGCCUAUGGCGGAGCCGUGCAAGCAUCACUUUCCCACGCACUCCUCACAAUCCCCCUUCCACUCAACCCCGCCCCCACCCUCCUAUAAUUUGACUCCAAAAUCAUCUCUUUCAACUCCGUCUUCCCUCUUGAACUCCCCCUCCCUUCUCUCUCCCUAUCGGCCGGAGCUCCCGCUCGGAGUUUUGUUUCCUUGAGAAAAAUGAUGGAGGAGCUGAAAGCUUUGUCGGGCGGAGCAAUCUGAUGAUCGCCGGUUUCCAUGCUCUUAGAUAGGUGAUGGCAUUGUGCGGCGCCGGUCUGAGUUGGGGCGUGGAUGGAGUUGAAGCAGGGUGCUCGAGACGAAAUUUGUCGACUGUACUUGUUGGACUUGGACCCUCCCGCUCAUACUUCAAUGGGCGGUCAUUGGUUUCGAUUCCGAGACAGUUUGGGAAAUUAUGGUGUUGCUCGUCCGGUAAAAGUGGUUCUGCCUUGGAAUCUAAGGUCGGGCCCGAUGCCAAGAAUGGUCCAUCAGUAUCACUGGAGGAGGAACUGGAGCAUGUUAUGAGGUUCAAGAUGUCUGACUUUAAGGUCCUUAAUUCAGUCAGUAUUGGCCUCGGUGGACGGGCAGAUGAGAUGGUAUUUGAGGCCAUGGUGAAGGAUCCUAAGAGCCCUUUAAAUGACACCAAAGUAGUGCUGCGGCGCCUCACUAGUGCUCAAGCGAAACGUCGAGGGAAACGAGCAAUUGAGGUACUGAAGAAGCUGGUUUGUCGCAAGAUCAUGUACUAUUCCUAUUCAAUGCAAGUUCAUGGGUACUUGUCAUCGUCCAAGGAGAAUGGCCAUGGCUCAUUUACUUUGGUCCAUGGGUAUCAUGGCAGCUUCUCUUUGAGACACUGGCUUCAACAAUCCGAUUGGCUUCCUACUCUAGAAGCUACUCUUGCAUUGGAUGAAGAGUCUGUUAAACGAGUUGGAGACGAUACAAUUGGUGGACCUGCUGUUUCCCGACAGUCGAGGCUCAUCAGAAUAUUGAUGAGGGAUCUCUUGAUUGGUGUAAACUACUUGCACAGCCAUGGUCUUGCUCAUACAGAGUUGAGGCUGGAGAAUCUGCAUGUUAGCCCAGUUGAUCGGCAUAUCAAAGUUGGGAUAUUAGGAAAUGCAGCAGAUUUCUAUGAGGAGAGUUUAAAUGUUGGAAAUGCGGACAGCGGCAUGGACAGGCGGGAGAUGAUGAUUGCUUUUGACAUGAGAUGCGUCGGAUUUAUCAUGGCGAAAAUGGUGUUGCGGGAGCUCAUGGAUCCAUCAAUCUUCACGAAGUUCAAAUCAUUUCUCACAAAGGGAAAUGAUCCUUCAUGUCUGCGUGAAUAUCUUCUGCAAAUCCUUAGCAGGAAUUCUCCUUCUGGAAGUUGUGGCUUUCAAAUACUUGAUCGCAACUGGGGCGCCGGUUGGAAUCUCUUGUCUUUAUUGCUUGCAACCAAACCUUCUGAAAGAAUUAGAUGUCUAGAUGCCUUGAGACACCCAUUUCUGUGUGGACCAAGAUGGCGAGUGGUCCCGUCAAUGGAUAUCAUCAGAUGGGGUCUUGGCUCAACUGCUGUACGAAUUACGGAGGAGUACAUUUACGGCAACACACAGCGUAGUCGGCUUGCCCACUUCAUCGGAUUAAUGGAGAUGCUGAAUCCCCAUUCAAAACCUAAGAAUUGGCUCGAGUUGCUUCCUGGAAAAUGGCGUCUCUUGUAUUGCACCGGAAGGCACAUAGGUCUCACCCUUCGCUCGCCUCCUGCACGAGCCCUCAUUGGGAACGUACACCUCACCAUUUCAAGAGCAACUGACUCAACAACCCCUACUUUCAGAUUUACCUCCGACAUCAGCUUCACAGUCAUGGUGGGUCCCCAAUGGCCUCACAACAAGGACGGGACUCUGGGUAAGUUGCAGGUGAACUCUUUGUUCCAUCUGUCUGCCGGAAGACAGAUCUACAUCAAGGAGGAGACAACCUCGGGGAAGUUCUCGCUGGGUCAAUCAAUCGACCGUGACGCUCUACUCAGGAAAAUUUCCACAGGAAAAUGGGGCAAGGCCAUUCCUUAUAAAGAGCUUCCCUCGAGUCUCCCAGUGGUUAAGUUCGUGUCAGAUGAUGACAUUGAGGUGACCCUUAAUCUAGACGAGCCACUAAGUCGGGAUGUGAAGAUGGCAGGCAACAUAGUCCAGGAAGUUCGAAUGCAAGUCCCACCUGAAAUGUUCGACCUGUCAAAGCUUGUGUGCGGGACCUAUGUGGACUCGAGACUGCUCGUGCUCCGAGGAGUGAGUGGAUCCGCCCUCUUCUUCACGAGGUCUUGCAGUGAUGAGGGUUCUAGAUAGUAACCACUGUCCAUAGAAUGAUCGAGUAUUUUAUGCAUAUACAAAGCGUUUCUAGGUUUGUGACAGUUGAUGAUUGUUUAUUCUUUGUCUUAACGCAUUUAUCAUACCAUACGUAUCAUAUCA